Messenger RNA from Suncus etruscus (white-toothed pygmy shrew), 2053 nucleotides. RefSeq names its product leucine rich repeat containing 47 (gene LRRC47). Gene Ontology annotation, molecular function: protein binding; phenylalanine-tRNA ligase activity; RNA binding. The transcript is spliced from 7 exons. NCBI's taxonomy places the organism in Eukaryota, Metazoa, Chordata, Mammalia, Eulipotyphla, Soricidae. The record is from RefSeq and is a predicted model, not a curated record. Gene Ontology annotation, biological process: phenylalanyl-tRNA aminoacylation. The coding region runs from base 1 to 1743 and encodes 580 amino acids.
AUGGCGGCCGCGGCGGCGGCCACGGCGGCGGCGGGGGAGGCGGAGGCGGAGGCGGCCUGGCCCGAGCUGGACGCGGCGGAGCGCGAGCGGCGGCGCGAGCUGCUGCUGACGGGCCCGGCGCUGGAGGCGCGCGUGCGCGCGGCGGGCGGGCGGCUGCCGGCGCGGCUGCUGGCGCUGCCGCUGCUGCACUGCCUGGAGGUGAGCGGCUGCGCGGCGCUGCGCGAGCCGGGCCCGGGGCUGGCGGCGGCGCUGCCGCGGCUGCAGUCGCUGGUGCUGCGGGGCAACGCGCUGGGGCCCGAGCUGCGGCCCGAGCUGGGGCCGCUGGCGGCGCUGCGCGUGCUGGACCUGUCGGGCAACGCGCUGGAGGCGCUGCCGCCGGGCCGCGGCCUGGGCCCCGCCGAGCCGCCGGGGCUGCCGCGCCUGCAGAGCCUCAACCUGAGCGGCAACCGGCUGCGCGAGCUGCCGCCCGACCUGGCCCGCUGCGCGCCGCGCCUGCAGAGCCUCAACCUGGCGCGCAACCGGCUGCGGGCGCUCCCCGACGAGCUCUUCCGGCCCGGCGCGCUGCCGCUGCUCGGCGAGCUGGCGGCCGCCGACAACUGCCUGUGCGAGCUCAGCCCCGGCGUCGCGCACCUGGCCGCGCUCAAGACGCUGGACCUGUCCAACAACCAGCUGACUGAGGUGCCGGCCGAGCUGGCCGACUGCCCCAAGCUCAAGGAGCUCCAGCUGCAAGGGAACCGGCUGCGGGACCGGCGGCUGGAGAAGAUGGUGGGCAGCUGCCCGACCCGCUCCAUCCUGGAAUACCUGCGCGCGGGGGGCCGGGCCGGCCGCAAGGACCGCGACAAGGACAAGGACGAGAGCCGCAAGAAGAGGAAGGAGCGGCGGGCGCGCGACAGCGAGGGCGGCGAGGCGGGCGCCGUGGCCGAGACGUGCCAGCUGCUCCUGCGGGUGCUGCACGUGGCCGAGAACCCCGCCCCGCUCGCCAUCACCAUCACCCCCGAGGUCAGGGAAGUGCGGCCCUUCUUUGUGGGCGCCGUGGUCAGGGGCAUGGACUUGAACCCCGGAAACGUACUCAAGCGCUUCCUCGCUCUGCAGACCAAGCUGCACGAAGACGUGUGUGAGAAGCGGACGGCAGCCACCAUCGCCACUCACGACCUGCAGGCCGUGCGCAGGCCCCUGGUCUACACCGCGCGCCCGCCACAGGACCUCAAGAUAACCCCCCUGGGGCGCAAAGAACUGAAGGCCCAGGAGCUGGUGCGGCAGCUGCAGCUGGAGGCCGAGGAGCAUCGGAAGCAGAAGAAGCGGCAGAACCUGUCCGGCCUGCACAGGUAUCUGCACUUGCUGGAUGGGAAGGACAAUUACCCCUGCCUGGUGGACGCCGACGGCCACGUCAUCUCCUUCCCGCCCAUCACCAACAGUGAGAAGACCAAGAUCAAGAAAACCAGCUCCGCCCUCUUCCUGGAGGUGACCAGUGCCACCAGUCUGCAGGUGUGCAAGGACAUCAUGGACACGCUGAUCCUGAAAAUGGCAGAGCUGCACAAGGCCACCCAGUCCGACCGAGAGGACGGUCCCCCCUCAGACUCAGAGGCUGAGGCCGGCCCGAUGCCCCAUGCCAACGGUCCCGAGGAGACCCCCCUGGUGGUGGAGCAGGUCCGAGUACUGGACCCCGACGGGCAGCUGCGGGUGGUAUACCCCUCCAAAACCGAUCUGGCCCUGGCCGCCGCCCAUGUCACCGUACUCCGUUGACCGCCACUGGGAUGCGCCUUGGUGGGUCGAGCUGCGUCCCUGGGCGGUCCUGGCCUGAGGGUCCCCAUGUGAUCAUGUGCUGCAGUUGCCACUUCGCCACCAGCCCUGGUUUAUGGUGACAUGGGUCCUGAGAGGUGCCUCCCUCAGGGCUCAGGAUGGACCCCACAGUGACUGUUGCUGAGCCUUUCAGCUUUUUAUGGACGUUGACGUGGCUCGAUGUGCAUUUAGCCGAUUCCCUUGGCCCCAAUCCUGUGGGUGGCCUGUUCACAGCUGGUGGUAAACAGCCCUUUAUUAAAGUUUUCUUCGCUUC